This is a messenger RNA of Purpureocillium takamizusanense, 1464 nucleotides long. RefSeq lists its product as uncharacterized. The transcript has a single exon. NCBI's taxonomy places the organism in Eukaryota, Fungi, Ascomycota, Sordariomycetes, Hypocreales, Ophiocordycipitaceae. Bases 1 to 1464 code for a protein of 487 amino acids. The record is from RefSeq and is a predicted model, not a curated record.
AUGGAGUCUCGCCGUCAAGAGCAGAAGACCUCGGGAAAGACCACCAUGCCUGAGCCCCCAGCGGCGCCCGCCAAUACCACACCUCGUGCUAUGAAGAAGGAACGCACUGAGGAUAAGCUGCACCGAUCUUCAACGAGAAAGAGCAACGGCGAGACAAAAGACAGCAAGGCCAAAGACGAAGCCAACACGCCUCUCCACAAACGCGUCAAGAAGCUCGAGGUCAAGGCGAAGAAACUUCGAUCCGAGAACAAGAAGCUUGAGAAAAGAGAGCUCGAGCUCGAGGCGCUCCUCCAGACUGCGCGGGACGAGCUCAAGGCGGAGGUCGCCAAGAGCAAUCGCAUGCAGCACACGAACAACGCGCUGCAGAAAGCCCGCGAUGGACUCUUCAAGGAAGCCGAAGACGCCAAGGCGAAGCUCGAGGAGCAGGCGACCCACGUUGAGGAGUUGAAGUGGGAGUCCGACAAGCGAGAGUUCGAGAGUCGCAAGUUCAGGACGGCGCUCUCGGCGGCUUUCCACCUCCUGACGGCGCUGGAGGACCAGACUACGCUUAGAAGCUUGGUGGAGCGGAUCGAUGGUUACUUGCGAAUCAAGCUGGCCCGCCUCGGCGGCAACGCGUAUAUCGCGGCAGCGGCGGCAGAGGAGGAUGAGGAGGAGGAGGAUGCCAGCGACGGCGACGAUGACGACGACGAAGAAGAAGAUUCCAGUGAAUUGUCGAGCGUGCCGACUGAACUCUUCGCUAGCCGCGACGAAACACCCAGCGAAGCGUCGACUGUGCUGAUUGAGCUACGGGACAGCAGCGACGAGGACCUCGGUGAUGCGGAUGCAGAGGAUGAUGACUGCAGCCUAUACGAACCUGAUGGCACAGCUGCGGCUGCUGAACUCCAAGCCAUCAAUGAACAACAACGCGGUCAACAAGCUGUCUUGGACCUCAAGCACGAGUCGGAUUCGGACGAUGAUGACGAUAAACCACUCAUGAAGCAGCGCCUCUCUCAACGCAUCCAAAGCAUCAAUGGACAACACCGCGCUCAAACUGUCCUGGACCUCAAGCACGAGUCGGAUUCGGACGAUGAUAAGCCGCUCAAGAAGCUGCUGCGUCCCUACAGCCGCACAAAUGGCAGAGUUUCCACUGCGGGCGACGAUUCUGACGACAUGGGCAAGUUUGCGCCAUCCUCGCCUCUGUUUCAGGAUCUCGACUCCCAGAUCAAGCGCGAGCUUCUUCAGCAGUUCGCGACGCCCUUUUCCGACUCCGACUCCGAGGACAAGCCGAUGAUGAAACUUCGGUCUUCCGUUCUCGCCGCUAACCCCCCCAGCCCCAAGUCGUUGUGGUCCUCGGGCUCGGAUCGCAAACCCAACAACAACGCCCCGCCAGCGACCUCGAAGCGGAUGCUGCUGGACGAGGACCUCUGGGACGAAGACGGCGUAACGUUCGAACCGCCCGCCAAACGCGCCAGGAAAAACUUUUAG